GCAGCGCAUGUCUGGCCAGCGAGCCAAGCUGGCAAAGCCUAUGCAGGCCUUCCCGGUGGGCUCCAACAGGCUUACUGGUCACUACCCGAUUUAUGUUUUGCAACGACGGGUUGCAGAUAGACUGUCCGAAGUGUCGGUGCAAUCACUGGCCAAUGUGCAAAGACAGCUGAAUGCCAUCAUGAUGCAGGAAGCUGCCGUGGUCUUCCCAGCAGCCCCGCGCCCGGAUCAGCGCCCCAGCGCUGACCCCAGAUUUCGUGCAUCUACCAGCGCUACCUGGAAUCUUUACCGGUUGGCUAAGCGGCCGGCGGUAUGUACUCUCCGCAACAUCUGGGCUAAAUGGCGCUUGUUUUCGCAGUUUGCCAAAGCUUCGGCGCAGCUCAGAGUGCAGAGCAAACGCCUCAAACAGGAAUUCCUGCACGGUCUAAUUGACACAGCUGAGCAAGCGGCCAGCAAGGGCGACCAACGCACACUGCACAACAUUGUCCGUAGGCUGACUCCCCGAAACCAUCAUAAAGCCUCAAGAUUGCAAAGCUCUUCGGGGCAGCUGCUCUCAUCCGCAGAGCAACUUGAGGCCAUCGUGGAAUAUGGCAACGCUACCUUUGCCGCGCAGCCUGACGAGGCCCCGCCACCAGCCCUAUCCGCGGAUUUGCAUGUUCAUGAUUCGGUUGUGAUACGAGAGCUGCUGAGCCUAGGGAUAGGUAAAGCUGUUCCGAAACAUGUUGCACCAGCUGCAUGCUGGAAACUCUGUGCAGGGAGUGUAGGCACGGUUCUAGGGGAGGCCUUCCGAUUGCAUUUCAAACAGGGCAACAAUGGAACCUUACAGGGGGAUUGGAAGGACACCCAUGUAGUCUGGCUUCCCAAGCCGUCCAAGCAACCCACUACGGUGAGCAAUAUGCGGCCCAUUGGCCUGCAAUGCCCUACCAGCAAAAUUUUGGCUGGCGUCCUCAGAGAAUCCUUGCUUGCUGCGCUGCAGCCUGUGCUGCGCUCACUGCCGCAAUUUGCCUUUACCAAGUCCAGAGGCACAGCCGAUGCGUUGGCCAGAGCCCAUGGGCAUUUUUACCAGGUUGCACAGCUCCUUAAACUCAGCACAGUGAACCGAUUCCAGCAGCAAGCGGGGCUCACCCAACCCAAAUGUCAGGGUGGAGUAUGCCUCUCACUUGAUUUAUCAAAAGCUUUCGAUUGUGUCCAGCGCGGACUGAUUUAUCAAUCCUUGAGAAGACACGGAGUUAGCGAGGUUGUGAUUCAGGUGAUACAGCAACUUCACUUUAGGGCCAGGUAUCACUUUGAAGUAAGCGAAAUGUGCGGGCACACCUGCACCACAAAUGGAAUAAAACAGGGAUGCAAAAUCGCCCCUUAUCUUUGGUCAUACUUCACGGUGGCCUUCAUGCUUCUCUUAAGGGAUCAAAGGGAUUUAACCUGGCUUCAAAGGGUAAUGACCCUGUUUGCGGAUGAUUGUUGGGGAGCUUGGGUCAUCAAGAGCCGACAAGACUUCAAACAAGCCAAGCUGGAUCUUGAGCUCAUUCUGGAGACACUUGAGACUCUCAAGAUGACGGUCAAUUACCAAAAGACAGCCAUCCUCCUUCACUUAGUUGGCAAGGAAGCGGCGGGGAUUCGGCGCCAGGCCACCUACCGCAAGGCGGGCACCUUGUACUUGAGAGUUACAGUGCAUGGCAGAGAUUGCGGUAUCCCCAUUAAGGAGGAACACGAGUACCUGGGAUCCAUAGUUUCCUAUCACCGUCGGGUUGAAAAGAAUGUAAUGCAUCGCCUCAAGGCCUGCCAAGCCCGAUACCAGGGACUCCGCAAAACGCUGAAUGGGGUACAUCAUCUGAGCCAGCAGCACAGAAUUCGACUGUGGCAGGCGUGCGUUUGUACCAGUGCUAUGUACUCACUGCCAGUGGUGGGCCUCUCCAAGGGGUCGUUAGGGCGAUUGGUAACAGAGCUCACUCGCCACCUCCGAGCCAUUACCCGACAGCCGGUGCAUCUUACGCACAUACCCACCAUUGCCGUAUGGACCAAAGCCAACUUGGCCAUGCCAGGAUGGACGCUGCAGUGCCUUCUGGACAAGUACCGACUUAGGCUCCGACACACAGCGGAGACAUCGCCUGACGUCACUGUGUCAGCUGUGGCCAUGCAACACUUGGAGGAUGUCUCGACAACCCUGGAGGAUAUUCUCCGCCAGGAGGCCCAGUAUGCCACAAUGCCGCUUGUGCAGCAGGCAAUUCUAUCGGUGGACGCCCGACCUCCUGAGCCUAUUGCAGUGCCGCCGGCAGCACACGACACAGCUUUUGAGGGCGAAAAUGUGGAGCAUCUCCCGCUCAUCAUGAUGUACGAGGAGGAAAUGGACCCGGAGAUCGACGCCAGCAUCUUCGCGCACUGCUACAACAUCGGCCCGCCCCAGCAAGCGAUGACCGCGAUGACCAAUCGGGCUCAGAAGAGGCAGAGGCCGGAGCAUCAGCUUCGGCAGAUGCCCAUGGGCAUGAGGAUGCACCCGCAGCUUCCCCAGGCGGGCAUGGGAAUGGCAACCUACAGUCAGCAGCAGAACGGCGACCCCAUGAGGCUGAUGGGGCGCUUGCUCCUUCAGCAGGAGGAAACGAUUGCGAGACUGCGCAAAGACAAGUGUUUCGUGCUCUUCCUCAAACACGAACAAGAGGGGGUGCUGCGUCCUCUCAUGCAAGUCAGCAAAGAGUGGCAUCUCAAACAAGCAGAAGCCACAACA
Molecule: messenger RNA, 2716 nt
Organism: Symbiodinium necroappetens
Lineage: Eukaryota; Dinophyceae; Suessiales; Symbiodiniaceae
Source: the annotation of a GenBank genome assembly